AUGGCAGAGCCUCCUGUGUCAUGUGACUGUUUUGUUUCCUUGCCCCCUGGCUCUCGUGAGGACCAUGUGAUUUUCGGGAAGAACUCAGACCGUCCUCGGGACGAGGUGCAGGAGGUGGUCCACUACCCUGCAGCCUCUCACCCUCCAGGCUCCACGCUGGAGUGCACGUACAUCCAAAUCCCUCAGGUGGAGCAGACCAAUGCUGUCAUCCUCAGCAAACCUGCCUGGAUGUGGGGGGCUGAAAUGGGGGCCAAUGACAAAGGGGUCUGUAUUGGGAACGAGGCAGUCUGGACCCGAGAGCCCGUCGCACCAGGAGAGGCUCUGCUGGGCAUGGACCUUGUCCGACUGGGGCUGGAGCGUGGUGACAGUGCCUGGGCAGCGCUGAUGGUGAUCACCAGCCUCUUGGAACAGCAUGGGCAGGGGGGGCAGUGCAGGGAGGCCCCUGAACCCUUCAGCUACCACAACACCUUCCUCCUGGUGGAUCGCAAAGAGGCCUGGGUGCUGGAGACAGCCGGGAGGCUGUGGGUGGCGCAGAAAGUCUCAGAGGGCGUUAAGAACAUCUCCAACCAGCUCACCAUUGGCACCGAGAUCUCCACAGAGCACCCGGAGCUGCGGAGCGUGGCCAAGGCUCAGGGCUGGUGGGAUGGUGAAGGAGAGUUCAACUUCUCUCAGGUGUUUAGUCCCGAGAACCCACCAGCCAGGAUGGAGCUGGCCAAGCAGCGCUACAUCGGGGGCACGGAGCUACUCCAGCAACAUGAUGGCUCAGUGACGGCGGAGGCGAUGAUGUCCAUUCUGAGGGACAAACCCAGCGGCAUCUGCAUGGACUCUGGAGGUUUCUGCACCACCGGCAGCAUGGUGUCUAUCCUGCCCAGAGACACCACUCUGCCCUGCAUCCACUUCUUCACUGCCACCCCAGACCCAUCCAGGUCUGUAUUCAAGCCUUUUAUCUUCUCGGACUGUCCCACCCCAGUGCCGAGGGUGGUCUCGCCGCAGUUUGGCCCCGACGACCCUGCGAGGAAGCAGCCUCGCUUUCAGAGCCAGGUGGACCGCAGACAUGACCUGUACAAGGCCCAUCAGGUGGCGCUGAACACCAUGGAGACCAACCCGGAUGACGGCCUAGCUGUCUACAACAUUUUGAGGGAUUUGGAGUCUCAGUGUCUGAGCGAGAUCACAGCCAUGCUCAGCGGAGAGAUCCCAGGAGAGGAACUGGGGGACUUAUUUUUUGAUUGCGUGGACACUGAGAUUAAGUUCUACCAGUGAGGAGCGCCCUCAGGUGGACACCCUUUGUGCUCACAGAGUGGCAGGAGAAGGCCCUGGGACUGUUGCAGACUCCAGCGUUUCUCGUGUUGGCCUCACUUCCGCACCACAUCUCUGACCCCAUUCCAUCCUUAACACAGACUAAAUGUCUUAACAGCACAUGUGAUUGGAGCAUAUUUAUCAUCUAUGUCACCCAGGGAGCAAUGACUGCACCUCAUUAGUGAGAAAUAUGACUACACGUAGACUACACAGGCGCCUAUGUAGAGCUGUGUGAUGUUGCACAAAUACUGUGAGUAUGGCAUUUGUUUAACUUUUUGUUUGAUGUUGCAAAUGAAUGGGUUUUCAUUUGUUGACGGCUCCCAGUAGGGAACGCUCUAAUAAAGAAUGUGCGUAGCCUG
This is a messenger RNA of Archocentrus centrarchus (flier cichlid), 1655 nucleotides long. It is a transcript of the gene scrn2, whose product is annotated as secernin 2. Gene Ontology annotation, molecular function: dipeptidase activity; cysteine-type exopeptidase activity. The record is from RefSeq and is a predicted model, not a curated record. NCBI's taxonomy places the organism in Eukaryota, Metazoa, Chordata, Actinopteri, Cichliformes, Cichlidae. The transcript has 8 exons. The coding region runs from base 1 to 1260 and encodes 419 amino acids. Gene Ontology annotation, biological process: proteolysis.